CCUUUUCCCAUCGAGCAGGGAGAAGUUGGCGGUCGGCUGACAGUCUGGUUUGUUGCUGCGAUGGAUGCCAUAACGAGGUUUUUCUUUCUGCUCUUGUUUGGGACAAGGAUACUGGCGAGUACCGCCCUUCAGUGUUACUGUGAACGCUGCAGUGCCAACUCCAGCUGCACAACAGAUGGUGUUUGUUUUGUUGCCAUUCGGAAGUCGGGCAGUCAGCUGACCACUGAGAGCAGCAUUUGUGUACAUGAACAUGAACUCAUCCCACGAGACCGUCCCUUCAUCUGUGCCCCGUCAGUUAAACAAGAGACAGGCAUUUAUCCAAUGUGCUGCAACACGGACUACUGCAAUAAAGACCCUGAGCCCCCUACCUUCAGUGAUCAUGUUGAAAAGACUCCAUCUUUGGGCCCGGUGGCUCUAGCAGCAGUAAUUGCUGCCCCGGUGUGUGUGUUCUGCCUCUUGCUGGUAUUGGCAUUCUACAUUUGUCACAGCCAUAGGGGUCUUGGAGCAGGUGGGGGUGGAGCCCACCACCAUCACCACCAUCGGGUGCCAAAUGAAGAGGACCCCUCAAUGGACCACCCUUUCAUUACUGUAGGGACAACACUGAAGGAUCUCAUCUAUGAUAUGACCACCUCAGGCUCUGGAUCAGGCUUGCCACUGUUGGUUCAGAGAACCAUUGCCAGAACUAUCAUCCUCCAGGAGAGUAUUGGAAAGGGUCGUUUUGGGGAGGUGUGGCGGGGGAAAUGGCGUGGUGAGGAGGUGGCAGUGAAAAUCUUUUCCUCUCGUGAAGAACGCUCCUGGUUUCGAGAAGCUGAAAUCUACCAAACAGUGAUGCUGAGGCACGAGAACAUUCUAGGCUUCAUCGCUGCUGACAACAAAGAUAAUGGUACCUGGACUCAACUGUGGCUAGUGUCGGACUACCAUGAGCAUGGAUCCCUGUUUGACUACCUGAACCGCUACACUGUCACAGUAGAAGGCAUGAUCAAACUAUCCCUGUCCACAGCCAGUGGUCUUGCCCACCUUCACAUGGAAAUAGUGGGCACACAAGGUAAGCCAGCCAUUGCCCACAGGGACUUGAAAUCUAAGAACAUUCUUGUAAAGAAGAAUGGAACCUGCUGCAUUGCUGACUUGGGCCUAGCUGUUCGGCAUGAUUCAGCCACUGACACAAUUGACAUUGCUCCAAACCACAGAGUGGGCACCAAGAGGUAUAUGGCUCCAGAGGUCCUGGAUGACUCUAUAAACAUGAAACACUUUGAGUCUUUCAAAAGAGCCGACAUCUAUGCCAUGGGCCUAGUCUUCUGGGAGAUUGCCAGUCGCUGCUCAAUGGGAGGCAUUCAUGAGGACUACCAGCUUCCCUACUAUGACCUGGUUCAGUCAGAUCCAUCAGUGGAAGAGAUGAGGAAGGUGGUUUGUGAGCAAAAACUUCGGCCAAACAUCCCCAACCGCUGGCAGAGCUGUGAGGCCUUACGAGUGAUGGCAAAGAUAAUGAGGGAGUGUUGGUAUGCCAAUGGUGCUGCCCGGCUCACUGCGCUUCGAAUCAAGAAAACCCUUUCUCAGCUCAGCCAACAAGAAGGAAUAAAGAUGUAGACAGCAAACAGACAUGCAUACACCCUCUGACUGGCAUCCUUAUCAAAGUCUUGGCCAUUCAUCAGAUUUUGCUCCCUCUUGUUUUGGAAGUGAAGACUUUCCCACCCUGAGUUUUCUUCUGUCCAUUUCAUCUUUGAACCCUGCAGCUAAAACUGAGGAUGUGUGUGUGUGAACAUACUUGUGCAUUCCACUGAACACACACACACACACACACACACACUCAUACAGAGACAGAGAGAGUUCAGCAGACAGCAGGAUGGAUGAAGAGGUGAAUAAAUGGAUGGGUGAUCUGAUGAGGGAUAGCUGUGCCUGAAGACAAUAGGAGACACUUCAUAGCAAGUGUGAUGAUGUGGUGCCUCCAUCACCUUCUUCCAUUUUCAUUUAACGUCAUUUGAUACAUUUGUCACAUUUUGCCUUGGAAACACACAUCAGGGGUGAUCGCUGUCCACGUCAAGGCCUGCCAACACUGCUCAUUGUACACCCAGCUAAAACAGCUCACAUCUCAUCAGGUAAACAAAAGGCAAAUGCAGCAGAGCAGGCGGGCAGCUGGAAAUCCCCCAAGAAGCUUUGCUGUCAUUUGAUGACAUCAUAAUUGUCUUCCUUUUAUUUCUGCAUUAGCUUUUCAUUCUUGCGGGGAUAAGCUACUCUUGAGCAGGGCUGCAACACUUAAACUGUUUACAAACCUAAACACAACUUUUAGUUUGACACGGAGUGUCCACCAUCUACCACAUUCAGCCAACAAAACUCAGACAAACCUGCACUCGUUAAUGAACGUACCAGAAGUGCUGCCAUGACAUUCUGUGGUGCUGUUUAUUAUUUAUUGCCAGUUUUUAUGUGGGCAUUACUGGCAUGAUUUUAUCUGAUUACAGUAGCACUCUUCAGACACACUUUGUCAAGUGUAAUGCAUCUAAAACGACACUUUGUGACUUUAGUCAUUUAACACACAUCGUGUCACAGCUUGUGGACCAGAGGUUCCACUUGUAGAUGCACUGCUGAGUGUGGGUUUAGGGCAGAAUGCUGCUAGUAAUUAUAAAUAUUAUUAUUUAGGGCAGUGAUUCCUCUAUUCAUGCUGGUAAUUUGAUAAAUAAAAAUUUUCCAGGCAGUGUUUUGCCAAAAGGAAUGAUUUUCUUUUAUCUGUGAGUAUGUAAGGUGAUGCAGUGAUGGCAUGGAUGAUGUUCACUGAAGGACCAACACGUGUGUGUCAGCUGCAUUUUGACCAUUCUGG
Thalassophryne amazonica is the source of this 2809-nucleotide messenger RNA. It is a transcript of the gene tgfbr1b, whose product is annotated as transforming growth factor, beta receptor 1 b. The coding region runs from base 61 to 1584 and encodes 507 amino acids. Gene Ontology annotation, cellular component: plasma membrane; activin receptor complex. Gene Ontology annotation, molecular function: ATP binding; activin binding; SMAD binding. The record is from RefSeq and is a predicted model, not a curated record. Gene Ontology annotation, biological process: nervous system development; protein phosphorylation; heart development. The transcript is spliced from 9 exons. NCBI's taxonomy places the organism in Eukaryota, Metazoa, Chordata, Actinopteri, Batrachoidiformes, Batrachoididae.